UCCUUAGUGACGAAGGCUAAUAUAUUUUAUGGAGCUUUGCGUGCAAAUACAGCAAUAAAUUAUUACCAAUUAUACCUUCACAAGAAAGCAAAAACAGCCCACAGUUCUUCUUUUUUUUUUGGGGGGGGGGAGGGGGGGUGUGUGUUUCUUCUUAUGAAAUAGUUUUUUUUUUUAAUCUGAAGAAGAAGCAAUGGCGAAAUCAAUUGUUUCAGCAGUUGUGGAGAAGUUGGGUUCGUUGAUGAUGGUACCUGAAGAGAUAAAACACAACGUUGGGGUUGCCCUGGCUCUUGAAGAAGAAAUCCAGAAAAUGACAACCCAUUUUCAGGAUAUCCAUUCAGUUCUUCAAGAUGCAGAAUCGAAACAGAUACAGGAUUUCAAUGUGAGAAAUUGGUUAAAGAAACUCAAAGAUGUGGCCUAUGAUGUUGAUGAUGUGUUAGAUGAGUGGAAUACUGCGAAACUCAAAUCUCAACUUGAGAAAGAACAAAAAGAAGUUGAAGAUUUUCCCUUGCUAAAGAAGAUACGCUAUUCUAUCUCUUCCUUUACCUCUCAUAGUAUUCUAUACUAUAGUAUUGCUUCAAAGAUAAAAGGCUUGAAUGAACAACUCGAUUGUAUAGCUACUGAAAAAGAAAGGUAUAGGCUUGGGUUAGAGAAGGGAGUUGAAGAACCCAAAAGGCAAAUAACUGCCUCUUUCAUCAAUGAAGAAGAGGUUUAUGGUAGGUGUCAAGAGACAACAAUUCUGGUGAACAUGUUGGUGGGAGAGAAUAGUAACGGAGGAGGGGCGAGCCUCCAUGUCAUCUCUAUAGUAGGGAUGGGAGGAAUCGGAAAAACGACUCUUGCUCAGCUGGUUUACAAUCACAAUGAUGUUGAAUGUCAUUUUGACAAGAGAAUAUGGAUAUGUGUCUCAGACACUUUCGACGAGAUAAGGAUUGCCAAAGAGAUCCUUGAAGCAUUUAAAGGUGAAACUCCAAAUUUAGCUGGAAAGGACAACAUUUUGAAGCAAAUUCAUAGUCAUGUUGUGGGGAAGAAAAUACUCCUUGUGUUGGAUGAUGUGUGGACUGAAGAUGCAACAAAAUGGGAGCAAUUGAAAAUUUCCCUCAAGUAUUGCUCUAUUGGGAGUAGAAUUUUGAUAACCACCCGUAAUGAAAGAGUUGCUAUAAUUAUGGGAACAGCAACAGCAAACUUAUUUCCAUUACCUACCUUGUCUCAAGAAGAAUGUUUUUCAUUACUUAGCCAUAGAGCAUUCUAUGGAAGGAAAAGAGAGGAGAGUGAAAUUUUAAAAGAUAUCUGCAGGAAAAUUGCAGAAAAGUGUCACGGCUUGCCACUUGCUGCAAAGAUUGUAGGCGGCCUGCUGCGGCUCAAGAGAACUAGAGAACAAUGGCAAAGUGUCUUGGAUAGCGAAAUAUGGGGCAUUGAAGAGGCUGAGCGAGAUCUUUUCCCUCCAUUAUUUUUGAGUUACUGCGAGUUACCUUCAGCUCUUAAGCAAUGCAUUUCAUAUUGUGCUGUCUUUCCUAAAGACAAGAUCUUAAGCAAAGAUGAAUUGAUCAAGUUGUGGAUGGCUCAAGAUUACCUGAAGGGAGUGCGGGGUGAAGAGAUGGAGAUUGUGGGUGAGGAAUAUUUUGACGAGCUAAUGAUGCGUUCUUUUUUUCAGGAUUUUAAAAGGGUUGAACAUGAUAAUGGUAUUCUGGAAUUUAAAAUGCAUGAUAUAGUACAUGAUUUUCUUCAACUUUUAACGAAAACUGAAUGUUUGGUGCUAGUAAAUGAUGGUUUUCAAGAGUUCAGAGCAGAUUCUUCUUGUGAAAAGGCUCGUCAUGUAACAUUGAUUGGCAAAGAACUUGUACCAACUGACCCUGCUAUUUGCUACUCCAAAAAGUUGCGAAGUCUCCUUAUUGACUCAAGCAAUCAUGAUACUUCAUCAGUAAGCACAUUUUUGCCCAAGUUGUUUGAUCAACUGACUUGUAUAAGGACAUUAAAUUUGAGUGGCAGUUUGUUUGGAAAUUCAGUUGACGAACUUCCUGAUCAAAUAGGAAAAUUGGUUCAUUUGAGAUACCUUAACUUGAAACAUAAUAGAAAAUUGAAAGAAUUACCUGAAUCAGUAUGCGAGUUAUGUAAUUUACAAACCUUAAACCUCACAUGGUGCGAUAGUCUUAAAGAAUUGCCACAUGGAAUUGGAAAAUUAAUCAACUUGAGGCAUCUUGAUAAUGAAUGGACGGACGUGAGCUUGAUGGCAAUGCCGAAAGGAAUUGGAAGAUUAACAAACCUUCGGUCACUAAGGGUGUUCGUGGCAGUGGAUGGUGGCACUAACAGCGGAGCAUCUACUCUUGGAGAUCUUCAAAACUUAAUGCAUCUUCGAGGACAUCUGAAGAUAAGUGGAUUAGGAGUUUGUGAUGCGACUGAAGCUAAGAGAGCAGAACUUCAAAACAAGAAAGGCCUCCGCAGUUUGAUACUAGAUUUUACUAUUUCCAAGGGGUUGAUGCCAGAGACAUGGCUGAGAAGAGAUGAUGGAAGACUUCUUGAAGCUUUACAACCACCUCCUUGCUUGGAAAAGUUGGAGAUAUGGUGCUACAAUAGCACCACCAUUUUCCCCAACUGGAUGAUGGAUCUGACCAAGCUAAAGCAUGUUUCACUGUGUUUAUGCUUUCACUUAAACUUAUUGCCUCCCUUGGGGAAAUUGCCAUCCCUUGAAUCACUUUACAUAGGGAAAAUGAGAAGAGUGGAGAAAGUGGGAGUUGAAUUUUUGGGUGUAGAAAGAGAAGAGAUAUCGGCAUUAUCCUCAUCUUCAUCAUCUAUCAUUGCCUUUCUUAGUUUAAAACAUCUUGAGUUUUGUGACAUGGAAAAGUGGGAUUAUUGGAUCCCAUUAAAAAGCAGAGAAGAAGAAGAACAUAUUAGUAUUAUGCCAAGGCUUUGUUCCCUAACAAUUGAUUCCUGCCCAAAGUUAAGGACACUGCCUGGCUACAUUCUUCAGAAUACAAGUCUAAAGCAAUUAGAUAUAUGUCAGAGUCCUAUUCUUUCAGAUCGUUGCAGAAAGGAGACAGGAGAGGACUGGCUUAAAAUUUCUCAUAUCCCUAGCAUCAUAAUUGAUGGUCUAUGCGUGCAAGUUCACUGCUCUUCUAUUGAAGAGUUUGGAGUUUUGCAAUUGCAACCACUACAAAGGUUUUCUUAUAUUUCAUUAUUAGUAUCUGUUCAAUUUACAGUCAAUUCAAGUGUAGGGCAUAUACUUAUUCUGAAAUUGGGGUUGAAUUAUCUAAAAUUUUUCCUAUGUCUGAAAAUAUUACUGCAAAACUGUCAUGUGAUAAGGAUUUGCUUUUUCCUGAUGCUGUUUCCUUUUGCUUUUAAAUUUGCAAUAAUAGUUUUUCAAACUCCUUUGCAGCACUUUAUUGGAAUACUUGCAAUGUCACUUUUUUAUAGUGCAGAGGAGGACAUAACUUAAGAAAAAAAGAAAGGGCUACAUAUGCUGAGAUUUGAGCUCUAAGCUUGUUAAAUGUCAUCUUUUAAGAAUACCUGCAUGAAUCGAGUGGGUUCUUGCAACAUCACUUGUUAGUGCAUGCUUUAAUUUUAAAGCUUUGAUGUUAGUGCUAGUAUUUGAAGUUCAUGUGACAUCCUUGUUUGUAAUUUUGAUUUCAAAGCAUGUCAAGAGGAAAUUCCCCCAUAAUACUUUUGGGUGAUCAGUGGAACGUAGACUUGGUAAUCAUCUAUUUUUAAUGUUAAUAACAAAUGGAACCAAGUAAUUGCUAGUUUGUAGUUUAGGCGUAUGAGUUCUAAGAUGAUGUUUUCUAACAAACUCCCAUUGAUGUU
This is a messenger RNA of Durio zibethinus, 3792 nucleotides long. NCBI's taxonomy places the organism in Eukaryota, Viridiplantae, Streptophyta, Magnoliopsida, Malvales, Malvaceae. The record is from RefSeq and is a predicted model, not a curated record.